This is a messenger RNA of Somion occarium, 1371 nucleotides long. The record is from the annotation of a GenBank genome assembly. Lineage: Eukaryota; Fungi; Basidiomycota; Agaricomycetes; Polyporales; Cerrenaceae.
AUUUGUCGCACGAAACUCUUCCUACCCACUUACCUCCUUCCCUCCAUAUGACUGACCCCCUCCAAAAUGCCUAUGCCGUUCAUCUCAAGGAGAUACAAUGUGUCGCGCUCUUCGACAUUGACAACCACUCCUACCGUUACUCCCUCUCCCAGCUCUGCCUAUACACCAAGUACAACCUGACCCUUCGAUCACCUAAAUUCAACUACACCCGCACGCCUACUCCUGGAGGCUACGACAAAUUCAUCACCCUGUGGAAUCGCGAUUACGCCUGCCCAUGGAAGUUUGCCUACCUCGAUGAUGGCCAGGUUGUGGUUCCUGGUGACCCCAUCACUAUUCACGUUCUGGCACCGCCCACUUCCAGUGAUCCCGAAAAGGCCGCUGAGCUUGAGGACGACCUCAGGGAGAUGUCCCGUUUCAUCGCCAAAUGCGCCAUAGUGAACGACAAGGCUGGCGAGCGGAAGAAGAAGAUUUGCCUCGAGGCAAAACAAUUCCCUUCAGCUUCCAGCUGCACCAUCCAGCAGUUCAAGCGUGGACUUCGUUCUGGACGUCAGAGUCGUGCAGUCACUCCUCGCACUGAAACUGAAUCCCUUCGUGGGUCAGUUCCUCCCGAAUCCAUUCGCAGAUCCAUUCCUCCACUCAAUCCUAUAAAUGAUCCAACGUUAGCCCUAUUGGAUGACAACACUCACCUGGAGGGCGCAUCCACAGACCAUGCUGGCGGCGAGGGCUCUAAAGACAAAGGUGGCGAGAGGGCAGCAGAUGGCGAGGACAGUUCUCCCCUUCCAGCUGUACCACUGGGCCAUGCUCCAUCCUCGCUUGCACAGAAUCAAUGCUUUUCACCUUACGCACAGGGACAUCCAUCAUCACCAGGAACUUCCAGCGAUGUGCCACUCUCGCCCUUUGCAUCGUUCAGCAGUGAACAUAAUUCAGUGUGCAAAGAUCGCUCUGAUUUGAGCCAGGCUCAAGUCGCUCAGGUAAUGUUGCUAUGUAGUCCGACAACCCCGGUAAUGAUGGCAGCGAUGUCAAACUCGCCGUCUACACUUCUGUUGAAUAUGCCGACAUCUCAGCCGGCGCCUCAGCUCUUGUCUCUCACUCCUAAGCCUGUGGCACUCACAACAAUGGAUCGUGUCACUGCGAAUGGCGCGGGGGAUGGCAUGGAUGCCAGUCGGAGUGACGAUCUUGAUGGUGAACUCAAUAUGGAUGCCCUUGGAGACUUAGAUGCCAGAACUACACUCUAGUAUUGUACACAUAUAUCAGACAUAGACUAGUUGUAACAUGAAAUGAUGUAGCUGAACUGCAGUAUGCGCAUAGGGAAAAUGGAGAAAAGGAAAAAAGAACAGAAAGAGAAAAUCUCAAUAAGGCAAUUCUCAGAGA